UUUUUUUUUUUUUUUUUUUUUUUUCUUUUCCCUCUCUGUGCAAAUCUUGGAAAAGCUUUUUUCUUUUUUCUUUCUUUAUCUUUUUUGGCUUUUAAGGGACUUACAAAAACCUCUUUCAAGCUUGUUAGUGUGUAGUCAAGCAUGCAGAGAACGAGAUAAACACUCUCCCAAAACUAGGGUUUUGCCUUCUUCUUUUUUCCCAUUUGUUUUUUUUUUUCCAAACUUCCCUCAAUCAUUGAUUUAAGCACCUAACUUGAGCUGGUUUUAUAGACCUUAGAGAGAGAAAAUUGAUUAGGAAGAAGAGAUAGAAGGAGAAGGAUAGAGAACGAAGAGAUAAGCUGGAUAUUAAAAAAAGAAAAAGGGUUCGGGUUUGCUUGCCUUCUCUCUCUUUCUUUCUCUCCAAACAAACAGAAUCCCUCAAGUUUUUCAUCUUUCACACAGAGAGAGAGAGAGUUGGAGAGACAUUUUGGUUUUAAACCAUUUGUCUCCCAUCUUAUACUCUCCUACUCAUUUUUUCCUCUUUUGGGUUUUUAUUUUUAUUUUUAUUUUUUUUGACUUUUUUAUUUUCUUUCCCUCUUCAAAUACUGAUUUUUCAAGGUAGUUUCCGAGAGACCCACUUCGGUUUUUUUGUUUUUGGGGACAUCUAUUUGAAGUUUCAUGUUUUUGGGUUGUGAGCAAAUUAUGCGGUGGGAUAUAGAAAUCCCAAACCUAUGGCUUCUCGGGGAGUGAGUGAGUGAAGCGAAAAAUCAGUGAAAUCAAGCAUAUUUUUUGUUUCUCAUUUUGGAAAAAGUGGUGGCUGUAAAUUUUUGUAAAGAGUUUUGAAGUCGCAGAGAGAGAGAGAGAGAGAGAGAGAGAGCAAGCAAGCCAAAAAUAAAAAAGAAAAAAGUGUGCUAGACAAGGCAAAGAAAAGAUUACUGCUAGGUAGACGGAAAAAUCUCAAAGGAAAAGGAAAAAAAAAAAAGAAAGGGGAAGGGGUUGGUUUCAUUUGAUGAGUUUUGGGGGUUUUCUAGAGAAUAGUACCGGCGGUGGUGGCGGUGCCAGAAUAGUGGCUGAUAUAUCCUAUACUACUACCAGUACUAAUAGUCCCAACUCCAACACCAUCAACAACAACAACAACCACAAUAUGCCCUCUACCACCGCACUCGCUCAGCCUCGUCUUGUCACUCAAUCUCUCACCAAAUCCAUGUUCAACUCUCCCGGACUCUCUCUCGCCCUUCAAACAAAUACAAAUAUAGAUGGACAAGGGGAUCAUCACCACCACCAUCAUCAAGUGACAAGAAUGGGUGAGAAUUUCGAGACGAACGUAGGGAGGAGAAGCAGAGAGGAAGAGCACGAGAGCAGAUCUGGAAGCGACAACAUGGAUGGUGGUUCGGGCGACGAUCAGGACGCCGCCGACAACCCUCCCCGUAAAAAACGCUACCACCGACACACCCCUCAGCAAAUCCAAGAACUCGAAGCUCUCUUCAAGGAAUGCCCUCAUCCCGAUGAGAAACAGAGAUUGGAGCUUAGCAGACGGCUUUGCUUAGAGACUCGGCAAGUCAAAUUCUGGUUCCAAAAUCGCCGAACCCAGAUGAAGACCCAACUGGAAAGGCACGAGAACUCGCUGCUGAGGCAAGAAAACGAUAAGCUACGAGCGGAAAACAUGUCGAUCAGAGACGCCAUGAGAAACCCAAUUUGCUCCAACUGCGGAGGACCCGCCAUCAUCGGCGAGAUUUCACUGGAAGAGCAGCAUCUCAGAAUCGAGAAUGCGCGUUUAAAAGACGAGUUGGAACGAGUCUGCGCGCUCGCCGGGAAGUUUCUGGGCCGGCCCAUUUCGUCCUUAGCGACCUCAAUUGCACCUCCCUUGCCAAGCUCAACUUUAGAACUCGGGGUCGGAACUAACGGGUUCGGCAAUUUAAGCACGGUAGCUACCACAAUGCCUUUGGGUCCCGAUUACGGAAGUGGGGGAGGGAUUUCCGGUUCUUUAACGGUGGUGCCACCGCUGCAACAGCCUCCUACGACGACGAGACAGGCGGCUUCGGUUUUGGAUAGGUCGAUGGAGAGAUCUAUGUUCCUAGAGCUGGCUUUGGCAGCCAUGGAUGAGUUGGUGAAGAUGGCACAGACAGAUGAGCCGCUUUGGAUGAGAAGCUUAGAAGGAGGAAGAGAAAUUUUGAACCGUGAAGAAUACCUAAGGACUUUCAGUCCUUGCAUUGGAUUGAAACCCAAUGGUUUUGUCUCCGAGACUUCUCGGGAAACUGGUGUGGUCAUCAUCAACAGCUUGGCUCUCGUUGAAACCUUGAUGGACUCGCAUCGUUGGGCUGAGAUGUUUCCUUGUGUGAUAGCUAGAACCUCAACGACUGAUGUGAUAUCCAGUGGAAUGGGUGGAACAAGAAAUGGUGCACUUCAACUGAUGCAUGCUGAGCUGCAAGUGCUAUCGCCAUUGGUGCCGGUUCGGGAAGUGAAUUUCCUGCGCUUCUGCAAACAGCAUGCAGAAGGUGUUUGGGCUGUCGUGGACGUGUCCAUUGACACCAUCAGGGAAACUUCUGGUGCACCUCCCUCUUUUCUCCAUUGCAGGAGGCUUCCUUCUGGAUGUGUUGUUCAAGAUAUGCCUAAUGGCUACUCCAAGGUGACGUGGGUUGAGCAUGCAGAGUACGACGAGAGCCUGGUUCACCAACUCUACCGGCCAUUGUUGAGCUCCGGUAUGGGCUUCGGAGCUCAGCGUUGGGUGGCCACCCUUCAGCGUCAGUGCGAGUGCCUUGCCAUUCUCAUGUCCUCCACCGUCCCAGCCCGAGACCAUACCGCAGCAGCAGCUAUAACGGCGAGUGGGAGGCGAAGCAUGCUGAAGCUGGCGCAGAGAAUGACGGACAACUUCUGCGCAGGGGUCUGCGCCUCCACGGUUCACAAAUGGACCAAGCUCAACGCCGGGAACGUUGACGAGGACGUGCGAGUCAUGACGAGGAAGAGCGUCGACGAUCCCGGCGAGCCACCGGGUAUCGUCUUGAGCGCAGCGACAUCGGUUUGGCUUCCCGUGUCCCCUCAGAGGCUCUUCGAUUUCUUACGAGAUGAACGGCUGCGCAGCGAGUGGGACAUUCUAUCCAACGGUGGGCCCAUGCAGGAGAUGGCCCACAUCGCGAAGGGUCAAGAUCCUGGCAACUGCGUCUCCCUCUUGCGGGCUAGCGCAAUGAACGCGAACCAAAGUAGCAUGCUGAUACUUCAGGAGACUUGCAUAGACGCGGCGGGAUCGCUUGUGGUUUACGCGCCGGUGGACAUCCCGGCUAUGCACAUCGUGAUGAACGGUGGGGACUCUGCUUACGUGGCACUCCUCCCCUCCGGGUUCGCAAUCGUCCCUGAUGGGCCGGGAUCGCGUGGGCCCAUGGCGACGACAACAUCGAAUGGCAACAAUGCCAGCAGCAACGGCGGUGAUGGUCCGCACAGAGUGAGUGGGUCCCUUCUCACGGUUGCUUUCCAGAUCCUUGUGAACAGCUUGCCUACAGCCAAGCUUACGGUGGAGUCGGUGGAGACCGUCAACAAUCUAAUUUCGUGUACGGUUCAGAAGAUCAAAGCCGCUCUUCACUGUGAAAGUUGAUGAUGUUGGGUCACGUGGGCGGCGUCACGUGGACAAAGCUCGACCAGUUCUUUUUUUAGCUUUUUUUUUUUAUGUUCCCCUUUUUUUUAAUUUAAUUUUUAAUUUUUAACAUUGACUAGUUUGGGUGGGGUUGUGUGAAAGUAAAAGGGAAAGAAAAGGACUUUGGUUUGGCGAGUUGCGUUGAGUUGAGAUGAAUGGGACUGAGUUUGGAGUUUGGGGGUGUUGAGUCAAGAACGAACCGCGCGAAGAGACUCCUUGCAUGGUGAUAAGAGUAGUUUAUCUCGCCCGAGUUGACUCUGACUCGGCGAGUUCGUAAGUGGUUCUUAGCACAAUGCAAGGGUGGUGGUUCGGGUAUUGACUCUGGUCAACCCCCGAGUUGGCUCAACUGAAAAAAAGGAAAAAAAAUGUGGAAUUUCAAAUUUAGAAUUGUUAAUUAAUUUAUUUUUCUGUAUGAAUUAUUAAUUUCGUGAUUAAAUAUUAAAUGACUGUUUAAACC
Molecule: messenger RNA, 4061 nt
Organism: Ziziphus jujuba (common jujube)
Lineage: Eukaryota; Viridiplantae; Streptophyta; Magnoliopsida; Rosales; Rhamnaceae
Product: homeobox-leucine zipper protein ANTHOCYANINLESS 2
Exons: 9
Coding region: 989-3565 (858 amino acids)
Biological process (GO): regulation of DNA-templated transcription
Molecular function (GO): lipid binding; DNA-binding transcription factor activity, RNA polymerase II-specific; DNA binding
Source: RefSeq, a predicted model, not a curated record